Etheostoma spectabile (orangethroat darter) is the source of this 1064-nucleotide messenger RNA. Its product is annotated as immunoglobulin lambda-1 light chain. The record is from RefSeq and is a predicted model, not a curated record. NCBI's taxonomy places the organism in Eukaryota, Metazoa, Chordata, Actinopteri, Perciformes, Percidae. The coding region runs from base 87 to 887 and encodes 266 amino acids. The transcript is spliced from 5 exons.
UUUGCAUCAGCAGCACCAUGCUCCAGUGCUCUGGGAGACUUUAUAGUCCUGAGAGUUGAACACUGGAGGACUGACAGCUGUCCUCCAUGACAACAGAAGACACAGAAAUCCUCCUCAUCAGAAACAUGACUCGGACCUCCGUCCUCAUCUGGACUCUCCUCUGCUGCUGCUUCUCAGAGUCCAGAGGUCAGGUCACAGUGACUCAGCCUGGAGCAGUGAGCUCUGCUCGGGGAGCCUCCGUCUCCAUCAGCUGUAAGGUCAACCCAGAAAUUCCUGUAGGGGAUUCAAGUUUUGGUUCGAAUAAAGGGAAACACGUUUUGCACUGGUACCAACAUAGAGAUGGAGAAGCUCCUAAACCACUCAUUUACUUUGUUAAUGUACGAGCAUCAGGGAUUUCAGAUCGUUUUUCAGGCAGUGGAUCAAACUCUGACUUCACGUUGACCAUCAGUGGAGUUGAGGCUGAAGAUGCAGCAGUUUAUUACUGUCAGAGUAAACAUUACAUCAACAGUCAGCUGUGGUACACGUUCGGUGGAGGAACCAGACUGGAACUUGGCUGUGAUGUGCGCCCCACCCUGACGGUGCUGCCCCCCUCCAGAGAAGAGCUGCAGCAGGGGAAGGCCACGCUCAUGUGCCUGGCCAACAAGGGCUUCCCCUCAGACUGGAGUCUGGCCUGGAAGGUGGACGGCAGCAGCAGCAGCAGCAGCAGCAGCUGGGAGGAGAGCAGGAGCCCCGGGGUGCUGGAGGACGGCCACUACAGCUGGAGCAGCACCCUGAGGCUCCCUGCAGACCAGUGGAGGAAGGUGGGCUCUGUGACCUGUGAGGCCACCCAGGGCUCCCAGACUCCGCUCUCAGAGACACUGAGGAGAGACCAGUGUUCCCAGUCCUGAGCUGACUCCCUGGCAGGGACUCUGCUACUGGUUUUACUCUGACACUGCUCUCACUCUGCACUCUGCAACUAGCUCUGGCUUUUAUUUCUCCUCUUUCAAUAGACACAUUUACCAGCUGGCUGCAAUGUCUCAAUAUUAUUUCAGUGUUUCCACAUAAUAAAGACGUAUUCAUCAAAU